AUGCGCUGGCUGCACCCGUCGGCGCUUCGCCGACUGCGACUGCUUCUCGCUGACUGGUUGCGGCAGCGUGUCCCAUGUGAGCGCACUGUUUUACUUAAUUCCAUUCGUGAGCCGCUGGAAGUUGUCGUACUGAAUGGUAGUGAAGUUAUUCAGCGACUCGUCGAUCAUCGCCAUGAUCCGGUCGAUACACACAUCCUCCGAGAGGUUGAGCAUGAAACGCUCCCUGAGCAUAUCCAUGGUGUAGGCCGUUCCGGCAGCGAAGCACGGCAUCUUGUAGGCGCCGGUCAUCAUUUCGACCAGCAACACGAUACGGUCCAUGUAUUUCCGGGACUCCAGCAGCCCGCGGAUGACCAGAGUCUUGAAGUACUCGAAGUUGUCCGCUGUGUCACCGCCCAUCACGUCAACGUACUCCUUGGUGAGCUUGAACGGCGAAGUCUCGAAGCUUAUGUUGCCGGGCGUGUUGGAGAGGCAGAACCCGUAGUCGAUAUGGAUGACGUGUCCCUCGCUGUCGAGCAGUAUAUUGCCGUUAUGUCUGUCCCUGAUCUGCAGCAGGUAGGACACUACGGAAUACGCUGCGUGGCUCUCGAUGAAAUUCUUGCGGGCCUCGAAGAUGUUGUCGGCAAAGAUGCGCUCAAACGCCUUGGCAAUCGAUUCCACGUUGAAUUUGCGCUUCACGACGUCCACAGAGCACGUGUCGUGCAAGAACUCUAUGAUACCGCAAUUCGGCCCGGUUACUAG
Babesia ovata is the source of this 738-nucleotide messenger RNA. RefSeq names its product octaprenyl-diphosphate synthase, putative. The record is from RefSeq and is a predicted model, not a curated record. Lineage: Eukaryota; Apicomplexa; Aconoidasida; Piroplasmida; Babesiidae. The transcript is spliced from 2 exons. Bases 1 to 738 code for a protein of 245 amino acids.